Messenger RNA from Megalops cyprinoides (Indo-Pacific tarpon), 2567 nucleotides. It is a transcript of the gene rcvrna, whose product is annotated as recoverin a. The record is from RefSeq and is a predicted model, not a curated record. The transcript has 3 exons. Gene Ontology annotation, molecular function: calcium ion binding. The coding region runs from base 1067 to 1678 and encodes 203 amino acids. Lineage: Eukaryota; Metazoa; Chordata; Actinopteri; Elopiformes; Megalopidae.
UAAAAUGAAUAUAGCAACUGAGGUACAAAAAGUAGGAAAACUACACAACUACGGAAAUGAAAUAGUCUAAACAGGAAUGUCUUUAGGAGUGCAUGAGGUAAUGCGAGACUGUGAUGUUCAUUCCAUCUCAUUGAAAGACAUAGAGGGAGUCAGAUUUUGUCAGAGAAACGGGAAUAAUUAGAAGACGAAAUCUAAAAGAGAGAAGAGGUGCCCCUCUCAGGAGGUGCGCUGAAACAAGAACUGACCACAUGAGAUGCACUCUCUUCCACAGGAUUUUAUCAGGAGGGCGCUCUGUAUUCUGUACGUACCGCGGGCGAUAUUAGCCUGCUUUACUAGAUACUGAAGCGCUCACAAAGCCUUUCCCCGAUUCUCAGAUUCCUCUGAUGUGCCGGUCCCAGCAUCGCACGACGUGUGGUUAGCGUUUGCUAACGAGACCAGUCGUAAAUUAGUAUGCACCCAACAAAUCAGGGCAGUGUCUGCAUUCUGCACAGCUGGGGACACUUUACCUCCGCCAAAUGGCCUCAUGAAGAUGUAUGGAAGUUUUAGGGAUGUAGGAUGCUCCGAAACAUGAUGGGUUUAAACUGAAGCCCCUCUUCAAAGUCGCAUGCAUCCGCAUCAUUGUUGUCGAGGGACAAAUAAAUCAAACGUUCAUUUUUUCCGGUGUUUCUAAACACUAUAAAUUUGACAGUUGCUGAAAUCAACAAAAUGUUGUGACAGGAGCAAAAAUGCUUGUUGAGUGAGGAAAGAGAGUGCAUUGUCGCUAAAUGUUAAGGAAAUAGCGCAGGAAUAAUUGCGAGUUCACGACAACAGAAAUGAUUCAUUGUCCACUUGCUACGACACUAUCCCACCAUGCCCUCGGAAAAGAUGUCAAACUUUGCGUGACGUAGUUAUCCCCUUAAUCUUUAAGAAAGCCUGCCUGGAUUUAAAAAGAGAUAUCCGUAAUCCCAUGCAGCACUUUUGCAGGAACCGUCAGGGAGCAGAGUCGUGUCGUACGUGGGGAAAACGAGUCUCAGAGCCAGAGGAAGUGAAACGAAUAACCCCGUUCAACUGAGCGUGUCUCGAAAAGAUGGGCAACUCGAAGAGCGGCGCUCUGUCCAAGGAGCUCCUGGAAGACCUGAAGCUCAACACUAAAUACAGCGAAGAGGAGCUGUGCGCCUGGUACCAAAGCUUCCUGAAGGAGUGCCCCAGCGGACGCAUCACCAAGGAGCAGUUCGAGGGAAUCUACGCCAGCUUCUUUCCAGACGCUGAUCCCACAGCUUACGCACGGCAUGUCUUUCGGAGCUUCGACACUAACAGCGACGGCACGCUGGACUUCAAGGAGUACAUCGUCGCGCUGCAUCUGACGUCGUCCGGGAAGACGCUGCAGAAGUUGGAGUGGGCGUUCGCUCUCUACGAUGUAGACGGGAACGGCACCAUCAGCAAAAACGAGAUUCAGGAAAUCGUCAGGUCGAUAUUCAACAUGAUAUCCACCGAAGACCAAAAGAUCCUCCCUGAAGACGAGAACACACCUGAAAAGAGGGCGGAUAAAAUCUGGAACUUUUUCGGCAAGCAAGAUAACGACAAAAUCGCCGAAGGAGAGUUUAUUCAAGGAGUCAUGGAAAACAAAGACAUCCUGAGGUUGAUACAGUUCGAUGAACCACAGAAAGUCAAAGACAAGUUAAAGGAGAAAAAGCAUUAGUUCAUGGACGUAUUAGUUUCCCCCUUCCCCCUGGAAAAAAGACUGUUCAAAGCUUCACUGUUUACACACUUGUGCUAUCCAAGCUGCUUGUGGCUACUUUCAAUGUGUAGUUCCCCUCCCACUUCUACACUUAAUUCAUUUACAGAUGUCUCAUCAGGGGCGUUUGGCACACUUUACCUUUAAUACUUUCAUAGCAAUAAGCAUCGUGCUCAAGGGUGCAACACUGCGGCUUCGGAAUUGAACCUGUCAUUUCCUGGCUGCAGUUCCACGUUCCUAACCACUGCUUCCCAUCACUGCCUUGUGGUGGCCAGGUUAAGACCAGGCCAAUUGUGUAAUGAAGCUGAGAGAAAUGCAGAAAGCUCUCCGUAUUGGCCGGAAGUAGUCUUCAGGUACCUGUCCCUUUCCUGCAAUCAAUCCUCUUAAAAUCUCAAGGUUAUUUUCAACAAAUCCUCACAGGGGGCUUGCGGCAGCGUAGGUAAUAUUCUAAGAGGAAUAAUAUUCUAAAUGUCUUUUAAGCUUGGGCUCUUUUAGUUCCCUUCUUGCUGGGAAUGAUGGAUUUUUACUAUGAAACGUAUAAAAUGUAUAAAAUUUAACCUGCACAGUAGACCUGUUAUCUGAUGGUGAAUUUGAUGAAAAACACGGUCUGUGAUUAGCAGAAGAAACAGGUGGUAGUCACUGGAAGGGUGGCUUCGAAGUCUGGUUGCAUUGGGUUCCAUUUUCAGCUAACAUUCUUAACUUUAUGGUCCGGUUCGAUGUGGCACGGAGAGCAGUGUUGGAUGGCACAACUGUCAUGGUGCUAAGAGCAGGUAAAUGAAUCCACUACAUGGCACCCAUGACCUAUGUUUGUCAUUCAUUCACUGGAGAGAAAUAUGCUUUCUUGUUGGUGAAG